Arachis duranensis is the source of this 615-nucleotide messenger RNA. RefSeq lists its product as uncharacterized. The transcript has a single exon. The record is from RefSeq and is a predicted model, not a curated record. The coding region runs from base 1 to 615 and encodes 204 amino acids. NCBI's taxonomy places the organism in Eukaryota, Viridiplantae, Streptophyta, Magnoliopsida, Fabales, Fabaceae.
AUGUUGAAAGGGGGGCCUAGAGGUCUAUCAGAUCAUUGCUUGUUGAUUUUGGAAGAUACAAGACUUAGUGCAGGUCCAAGACCAUUUCGAAGCCUGGAUUCCUGGUUUACACAUGAAGGAUUUCUGAGGAUGGAAAAGGAAGAGUGUAGGUUUUUGUGUGAAGGUGAGUUCACUAAUAAACUGAAGGCCUUAACGGUACCACUAAGGAGAUGGCAUAAGGAUAAGUUUGGGGACCUGGACAACAGGAUAAAGAGGUUUAAGGAAGAGAUUAGGAAGAUUGAUGACAUGGUUAGUACUGGUAGUUAUGACAGAACAGUGGAGGCUAGACGGAAGGCUCUUGUGACUUGUUGUGCAAAAUGGUAUGCCAGAAAAGAGGUUCAUUGGAAGCAGAUGUCCAGAUCUCAACAUGCUAAAGAUAUGGACAAGAACACUAGAUACUUCCAUAACCUGGCGUCAGCUAGAAAGCAGAACAAUAGAAUCGACUCUCUUGUAAUUAAUGGCAGAUUGGUGAGAAACCAGUCCAGAAUAAAGGUUGCAAUUACAGGAUUUUAUAAAGAUCUAUAUCGGCAGGGAUCUGCUCCUAUGAUUGGGAUUCAUGAUGGGUUGGUAAAAUGA